AUUAUUAUUAUUUAAUCGUUGAUUAUUACUAUUCCUUGGUGCAGCAGGUCCACCAAGAGCAGGCAAGUGCCAACCUCUCCAGGUGCCCCUUGCUGAGCUUCCAGUCCUCAGUCCAUCCUUUUGGGACACUUUUGGGGGGAAGAUCCCUGCCCCACUUUGCCUGCCCCCAACUCCUCCAGGCAGGAAUGGGUUAAGCCCAGGCGAUGAUCGCAGCCCCUUUUUGUGUCAUUGAAUCAGGAGAAGGAAAAAGCAACUCAGCCCAGGCAGAGAGAGAUAAACCUCCUUCGCCUCCGCUUCACUUCUGCCUCUGGAAAAGAAAAGAAAGAAAGAAAGAAAGAAAGAAAGAAAGAAAGAAAGAAAGACUGGCCAAGUUGGUGGCUACCUGGGCAAAGAUCUACCUGGGUACUCAUAGGUCUAGAAGGAAACAGGAGGGCAGAGAUCUAGGGAUCUGUGGGUCAGGGUGGGAUCUCGGUUAGAUCUAUAGGAAAGCAUUGUAUCUGGAGGGAACAAGGGGACAGGGUUAGCUCUAGGGAUCAGGGGAGCAAGGUGGGAUCUAGGAGAAUUGCAAGGUUAGAUCUAGGGAUCAGUGGGAAACAGUUGGAUCUGGGGGAAAUAGGAGGGCAAGGUUAGAUCUAGGAAUUGGGAUCAAGAUAGGAUCUGGGGAAACAAUAAGGCAGAGUUAGAUCUAGAGAUCUGAGGGUCAGGGUGGGAUCUGGGGGAAUUGCAAAACAGGGUUACAUCUAGGGAUCAGUGGGAAAGAGUUGGGUCUGGGAGGAAUAGGAGGACAGGGUUAGAUCUAGGAUCAGGGGAGCAAGGUGGGAUCUGGGGGGCAAUAAGGUAGGAUUAGAUCUAGAGAUCAGUGGAUCAGGGUGGGAUCUGGGGGAACAGCAGGACAGGAGUACAUCAGGGUUGGAUCUGGAGGGGACAUCGAGGCAAGGUUAGAUUUAGGGAUCAGUGGAGCAGGAUUAUGUCUGACGGAACAGGAGGGCAGAGUUAGAUCUAGGGAUCAGGGUUAGAUCUGGGGCUAAUAACAAGGCAGGGGUAGAUCUAAGGAACAGUGGAGCAGGAUUGGAUCUCAGGGAAACACCAAGGCAGGGCUACAUCUGAGGAUCAAUAGAACAGGGUUAGAUCUGCGGGUACAGUAUUGGUAUAGCCAGAUAUGGAGAUUGGUAAACUUGGUUAGAUCUGGAUGACAGCAGAGUUGGGUUGGAUGUGGGGGGGCACCAUAGGGCAGGGCUAGACCUGAGGCUAGGAUUCAACCUGGAGGGACUUAGGACCAGCCUUGGCAGGGUUUAUGAAGUGCCAGCGGUGCCUGGGCCAGAGGAAAACUCUGGUGGGGCUGAGAGGUUGCUGAGGAGGGGGGAAAGGGGGCAGGAAGGGAGAAGUGGUUGAGUUUUCCCAAAAGAUACAAUGCAGGGGGGAUAGCCGAGCAAGUGGGGAGCAGUCCAGAUUUCUUGAAGUUUUGGGGGAGCCUUGCUUUUGCUAGUGAAGAUUUCAGAAAGGUGAGGGCCAGAUUUGGGCCGUUUCUUGGCAGGUGGCCCAUGGGGGGCAGGACGGUGCCCCCAUUUCUGGGUCCUCCUGAGGCAACAGAAGCCAAAGGAAUUCCCAAAGGAGAGGUGAGGGGGCAACAUUUGGACCCGCUUCGGGGAUUGAGGCCCGGGGCCCUUCAAGGAGGUGCAGAAGUUGGUGAGUUGCGACCCUGUUGGGAGAUGCCGCCAUGUUGGCCAUGCGCCAUUGGCCAAGUCCUGUGGUGGCUCCUGGUGUCCCUUUCCCAGCUGGACAUAGCGGCCGCAGCCAACUUGACCAUUGCGGUGGUGCUGCCUGAGCACAACACGACCUAUCCGUGGGCUUGGCCCCGGGUUGGUCCAGCCAUCAAGUUGGCCAUCCGGAAAGUCAACGCUCAGCCGGACCUUCUCCCUGGCUACACCGUCCAGUUGGCUUUUGGCACCAGUGAGGACCACAACGGGGUCUGCUCUGACUCCAUUGCACCGCUGUCAGCAGUGGACAUGAAAAUGGGGCUCGACCCAGACGUUUUCAUGGGCCCUGGCUGUGUCUACACCUCGGCUCCUGUGGCCCGCUUCACCCGCCAUUGGGGCCUGCCCUUGGUGACUGCCGCGGCCGAGGCCAUUGGUUUUGGAAGCAAAGACGCGGAGUAUGCCUUGACCACCCGCACCGGGCCCAGCCACAACAAACUGGGUGAAUUUGGGAUGCGCCUUAGCCGGUUUUUCAACUGGACCAGUCGGGCCAUGUUGCUCUACUGGGACAACAACGUCGGUGACCGUCGGUGCUAUUUCACCAUGGAGGGGCUGUAUGUGAAACUACCACCCUUGAACAUCACCGUGGAAGCCCUUCCUUUCCAGGAGAGAAACUACACCGCCUUGAUCCGUGACAUCAAGCAAAAGGCCCGCAUUGUGUACGUCUGCUGUUCCCCUGAGAUUUUCCAUGAGCUUAUGGUCCAUGCCCACCACGAGGGUCUCACCACGGGCGACUAUGCCUUCUUCUACAUCGACCUCUUUGCGGAGAGCCUGCAGAGCUCCCAUUUUCCUGACCGGCGGCAUCCUUGGCAGCGUGGGGAUGGGAACGAUGCCAUCGCUCGCGAGGCUUACAAGGCUGUGAUGAUCAUCACAUACGCUGAACCCACAAAUCCUGAAUACCGGCCGUUCCUUGAGGAGAUCAAGCAGGCAGCCCAGGAACAGCACAACUUCACCAUGCAAGAGGAGCUGAAAAACUUCAUUGCUGCUGCCUUCCACGAUGGAGUAAUGCUUUAUGCCCAAGCUGCGAACGAGACUUUGCAACUGGAGGGCUCCAUUUCCAAUGCCACAGUCAUCACCCAUCAGAUGUGGAACCGCACUUUCUAUGGGGUCACUGGGCUCCUAAGGAUCGAUCAGAAUGGUGACCGGGAAACAGACUAUUCCCUCUGGGACAUGGACCCUAAAUCGGGGGAAUUUGAGAUUGUUGCUGAUUACAAUGGGACCACCAAGAAAAUUCAGAUGGUUUCCGGAAAGAGCAUCCAUUGGCCAGGAAACUCCAUUCCCAGAGAUGUGCCAUUCUGCGGUUUUGAGAACAGCAAUCCAGCUUGUCAUAAAGCCUCCUUCUCCUUGCUGGAGAUCCUGUCCCUGGGGAUGACCCUCUUCCUUUCCAUCAUCAUCAUUGCUGCCUUCUUUGUCUACAGGAAAAUGAAACUGGAGAAAGAUCUGGCGUCAGAGCUGUGGCGCAUCCACUGGGAGGAUGUCCAGUCGAGCAACUUGGAGAAGAAUUUGCGCAGCAUGGGCAGCAAGCUCACUCUCUCGCUGAGAGGUUCGAACUACGGCUCCCUGCUCACCACAGAAGGACAGUUCCAGGUCUACGCCAAGACAGCGUAUUACAAAGGCAACCUUGUGGCCAUCAAGCACGUGAGCCGGAAGCGCAUUGAUCUGACACGGAAUGUGCUCUUUGAGCUGAAACACAUGCGGGACGUUCAAAACAAGCACCUGACGCGUUUCAUCGGAGCCUGCAUCGAUCCCCCAAAUAUUUGCAUCCUGACAGAGUACUGCACUCGUGGGAGUCUCCAGGAUAUCCUGGAGAAUGACAGCAUCACCUUAGAUUGGAUGUUCCGCUAUUCGCUCACCAGUGAUAUUGUCAAGGGCAUGCUCUUCCUCCACAACAGCGCUAUCUGCUCUCAUGGCAGUCUGAAGUCCUCCAAUUGCGUCGUGGACAGCCGCUUCGUGCUGAAGAUCACAGACUACGGACUGGCGAGCUUCCGCCAGGCCCCUGAAACAGAUGACUCACAUGCCCUCUUUGCCAAGAAACUGUGGACGGCCCCUGAGCUCUUGCGUAUGGAGGUGGCACCCCCAGCAGGGACCCAAAAAGGUGAUGUCUAUAGCUUUGGGAUUAUUCUGCAAGAGAUUGCUCUGCGGAAUAGCGUCUUCUAUGUGGACGGCAUGGACCUGAGCCCCAAAGAGAUCAUUGAGCGAGUGAAGAGGGGUGAGCACCCGCCUUUCCGCCCUUCGGUCAACUUGCCCCCCAACCUUGAGGAGGUGGUGCUCCUCAUGCAGCGGUGCUGGGCUGAAGACCCCCAGGAGCGCCCCGACUUCCAUCACAUCAAGGCCAUGUUGCGGAAGUUCGACAGGGAAAACAGCUGCAAUCUCCUGGAUUCGUUGCUGUCGCGUAUGGAGCAGUAUGCCAACAACCUGGAGGAACUGGUGGAAGAGCGGACGCAAGCCUACCUGGAGGAGAAGCGCAAGGCAGAGGUCCUGCUUUACCAGAUUUUGCCCCACUCAGUGGCAGAGCAGCUGAAACGGGGGGAGACAGUGCAAGCGGAGGCAUUUGACAGCGUCACCAUUUAUUUCAGUGACAUUGUGGGGUUCACCGCCUUGUCAGCGGAGAGUACCCCCAUGCAGGUGGUGGCUCUGCUCAAUGAUUUGUAUACCUGCUUCGAUGCAAUCAUAGAUAACUUUGACGUCUACAAGGUAGAGACCAUUGGAGAUGCGUACAUGGUGGUAUCGGGCCUGCCAGUUCGCAAUGGCAGGCUGCAUGCCCGCGAAGUCUCCCGCAUGUCACUAGCACUCCUUGAGGCCGUCCGUAACUUCAAGAUCCGCCACCGGCCCGAUCAGCAGCUCAAACUGCGGAUCGGGAUCCACAGUGGUCCAGUCUGUGCAGGGGUUGUGGGCCUAAAAAUGCCUCGCUAUUGCCUCUUUGGGGACACUGUCAACACAGCCUCGCGCAUGGAAUCCAAUGGAGAAGCUCUGAAGAUUCACUUGUCCUGUGCCACCAAAUCCAUUUUGGAAGAGUUUGGCUGCUUCGAAUUGGAGCUUCGAGGAGAUGUGGAGAUGAAGGGCAAGGGAAAACUGCGGACCUACUGGUUGGUGGGCGAACGGGUCAGCAGCACCCGGGGAUGAGGAGAAAAGGUCCUCCACUUUGAAGGCAGGAGGCUUUGUCCUCUUCCUGACUUCAAGGGCAUCUUCUGUACCAGCAGAGGUUCUCUUCAAUGAAGCCUCAGCCUGAGGUUCGGGGGGAAUCCCGGACUGAGCCCCCAGGAUACCACUGCUCUGGGUCCCCCUGUUUUUACCAUGGGAUUUUUGAGCACAAGAUGCCCCUCAAAAUCUGACUCAGAUCUACUUUGCGAGCUCCAAAGACUUAAGGGAACUAUGGUAUUCUUCUCACCUGCACCUAAUGCACUCUGGACUGCCAUACUCUCAUUGUCCCGCUAAGGGCUGGGCAUCAGAAAUGGCUUAGACACUGAGCAUCUCUUUGGACCGCGCCGUUAUCUCCUGUGCAUACACCCCACGCCCUUCUUGUUCCCAGGACAUUUUAGAUUUUAUAAUAAAAUGGAAAUAUCACCGGAUGCUUUGCAUGAAUCUCAAACAGAG
This is a messenger RNA of Sceloporus undulatus (fence lizard), 5348 nucleotides long. RefSeq names its product natriuretic peptide receptor 1 (gene NPR1). Gene Ontology annotation, biological process: receptor guanylyl cyclase signaling pathway; intracellular signal transduction; cGMP biosynthetic process. Gene Ontology annotation, molecular function: peptide receptor activity; protein kinase activity; ATP binding. Gene Ontology annotation, cellular component: membrane. The record is from RefSeq and is a predicted model, not a curated record. Bases 1542 to 4877 code for a protein of 1111 amino acids. The transcript has 22 exons. NCBI's taxonomy places the organism in Eukaryota, Metazoa, Chordata, Lepidosauria, Squamata, Phrynosomatidae.